AUGCUGUUUUCUCUUGCUUCGGUUCCAGACUGGCUAAAUACGACACCUUUCGUUCUCUUUCUUUGGGGAUAUAGUGCCUAUUUAGUGGCACUAGGUAUCUACCGAGUCUAUAUAAGCCCUUUGGCAAAAUAUCCAGGCCCCAAGCUGGCCGGCCUGACGACCCUUUACCAGGCGUACUAUGAUAUUUAUCUUGGGGGAAAGUUCUUCAAGAAGCUGGAGCAGUUACAUGAAGUAUAUGGCCCAAUUGUUCGCGUCAACCCACACGAAAUCCACAUCAACGAUCCUGAUUUUAUCGAGGUCCUCUUUACUGGAGCCACCCAAAAGCGAGAUAAGUACAAGUGGGUCGGAAGGUCCCUCUUGUUGCCGGAUUCUGUUGUAGGUACUAUCGACCACGACCAUCAUCGGACACGCCGGUCUGUAUUGAACCCCUAUUUUUCCAAGACGAGUAUUCGUCGUCUCGAAGACCGCAUUCAAAACACAGCUGGCAAGCUUAUGGACCGCUUGGUAAAAGCAGGUAAAACUGGUGAAAUCUUGCAAUUAAAACUUGCUUUUAAGGCGGCAACCUGCGACAUCAUCAGCGAGUAUUGCUUUGGUGUAUCUACGAAAUACGUAGAGCGUGAUGAUUUUAAUCGUGGGUGGUUCGAUGCUGUCGAUGCCAUGUUCAAUAUGGCAUGGUCGAUGACGUAUAUCUCCUGGUUGGGGCCAGUGAUGGCGAGACUUCCACCGUCUAUCAUCGGAAUGAUGCAUCCUGGUCUGAAGUCUUUAUGGGACAUGCAUAGUCGAUGGAUCGACCAAAUUGAAACAAUUCGAAAGAAUGGAAAGCCUGGUGGUGCAGACGCUACCUUGUUUCACGGUAUCUUAAACAGUAACCUACCACCAGCUGAAAAAACAACAGACCGAUUACGACAAGAGGCACAAACAAUGGUUCUAGCAGGGCAGGAUACUACUUCAUUUACUCUUACCUGCACUGUUUACCAACUCCUAUCUCGCCCGGAUAUGCUUAAACGAGUCAAGGCCGAGCUCGAAUCUGCAUUGCCAGGUCCAAACAGCCCGCCCUCGCUGGCUAUUGUUGAGAAGCUUCCGUAUCUUUCCGCUGUCAUUGCUGAGAGCCUCCGUGUUUAUCCGGCAUCUCUUUUUCGAAUGACUCGUGUGGCCCCAGAGCAUACUAUGGUCUAUCAUGACAAGGCUUCUGGCAAGGAUUGGGUCAUUGAACCCGGCACACCUACCACAAUGACUGCUUUGGACAACAAUAUGAAUCCUGACAAGUUCCCGGAUCCAUACAAGUUCGACCCCGAGCGAUUCAUUGGAAAUCCGCGUCUAGAGAAAUAUGUCCUGACAUUUUCCCGAGGAUCACGCAUUUGUCUUGGAUUGAAUCUUGCGUAUGCGGAGCUCUAUAUCAUUUUAGCCAGUAUCUUCCGCAAGUUUGACCUUGACGAUGGUACUGGGAAGCAAACUGGCCCAACUUUGGCAUUGUAUGACACCACCCGAGAGAGGGACAUCGAUACACAGAGAGAUCAGCUUAUUCCUUGCCCCGUCGAUGGUAGCAAAGGUACCCUUCCGACUUGGACUUUGAGCAGACAACGCCGAGUCUUAUCAAGCUAUUCCGGGCGCGCUGCGACUCCACGAGAACUCCGAAAAUCAUGGCCAGAUUACUUACCAAAGCUCCAUUUCACAGGCGAUUACUGCGAUGUCUACCUCACGCACGACUCGAUGAGCGUGCGCAAGGCGCACAACUCGGGCCGUAACCACCUGAGGAACGUCGUCGACUACUACCAACAAAUUGGCCAAGAGAAGGCCCAAUCGGUCAUUGACUCAAUCACCUCAUCCUACGCCGCUGAGGGCCAACCUCUCCCCAAUCCCGCAAUGGCCCCCGGCGCUUUCCCGCCGCCCUUCGGCUUCCCUGGUAUGGGCCUACACCCUGACUUCAAUCAUGCAUCCAUGACUUACAAUCCCCAAGGUCGACCAGGACAAAUGCCUCCUCCCCCCUUCGGCAUCCCACCCCCAGGAGCCCCCGGGGCACCUGGCAUGCUACCUCCCCCAGGCGCCCACGGCGGCCUCCCCUUCCCACCCCCCUUCAACGCAACAGGAACACCCCCAACAGGCGGCUUCCCCCCACCUCUCCCAAACAUGCCCCAAGGCGCAGGCCUGCCUCCUCCACCCCCAGGCGGCUUCCCUAACAUGCCUUUCCCUCCUCCCGGUGCAGCAGGCUUCCCGCCUAUGCCCGGUGCCCCUAUGGGAGCUACGAAUUCGCCUAUUCCUACUGGUCCUCGUGGCUCGGAGGGAUAUCCUCCCCCUCCUGGUGGUGGUGGUGGUCCUCCUCCUGGGAUGGACUCUAGGUGGUGA
Messenger RNA from Penicillium antarcticum, 2343 nucleotides. RefSeq names its product putative U1 snRNP complex component Yhc1. Gene Ontology annotation, molecular function: zinc ion binding; monooxygenase activity; oxidoreductase activity, acting on paired donors, with incorporation or reduction of molecular oxygen. The record is from RefSeq and is a predicted model, not a curated record. Gene Ontology annotation, biological process: mRNA splicing, via spliceosome; spliceosomal snRNP assembly. The transcript is spliced from 10 exons. Lineage: Eukaryota; Fungi; Ascomycota; Eurotiomycetes; Eurotiales; Aspergillaceae. Bases 1 to 2343 code for a protein of 780 amino acids. Gene Ontology annotation, cellular component: U1 snRNP; nucleus.